Messenger RNA from Vigna umbellata (rice bean), 1620 nucleotides. Its product is annotated as RNA-binding (RRM/RBD/RNP motifs) family protein. NCBI's taxonomy places the organism in Eukaryota, Viridiplantae, Streptophyta, Magnoliopsida, Fabales, Fabaceae. The record is from RefSeq and is a predicted model, not a curated record. Gene Ontology annotation, molecular function: RNA binding. Gene Ontology annotation, cellular component: nucleus; mitochondrion.
GAAACAGAAUUGAGUGAAGUAGAAUGUCUGAUUGACUGAAUAAGGAUCAGGGGAUAGUGGCAGCGAGGAAGGAAGAAUAAGUGAAGUUUGAAGGUUGACGCAAAGCAAGAAGAACAUUGGUGGCAUGCAAAUACAAGUAAAUAAUGUAAGGUAAGCUAAGAUCGACACACAGCAGAAAAGGAAAAAUGACGAUGGACGACGAUAGCUCUAUAUAUGUUGGGGGUCUUCCUUACGACAUCACCGACGAAACCAUUCGCACUGUCUUCAAUUUGUAUGGUGCCAUUCUCGAUGUGAAGAUUAUCAACGACCAACGCGGUAGGGGGAAGUGCUAUUGUUUUGUUACUUUCACGAAUCCUAGGUCAGCGAUCGACGCCAUCAACGACAUGAAUGGCAGAACCAUUGACGGGCGUGUGGUUAAAGUUAAUGGGGUGAGGUCUCGUGGGGGCAGGUCAAACUUUGGCAGAGAACGGUAUUACCAUCAUAAUGAUGAGAGGAAUGGAGAUUGGGAUCGUGGGAGAGAUCGAGACCGAGAUUAUGAUCAUGAUAAUAGUGGUAGGGAUGGAUACAGGAAUCGGAGCAAUGAUUGGAGUCGGGACCGUGAUAGGUCUCGAGACCGAGACCAGGACAGGGAUAGAAGAUUUGAGCAUAUACAUGACUAUGAUGAAGAUAGAGAUCCUAUGUUAGAUAAUGACUGGGGUAGAGAGGAUGAUAGAGUUGAAAAUGAACAAGAACAUAGCAGGGGGGAUGGUGGAGAUGUGGAUAGAGACCACAACUUGGAUUUUAAUGCAGACAGGAAAACGGAUAGGACAAGUGACCUUGAUAGAAGUUUUGAUGAGGAUAGAAAAGAUCAGUCAAGGAGAAACAAUGACUUGAAUGUUACAAAUCAACAUAGCAUGGAUCUUUCAUCAGAAUCAACUGGUGCUGACGAUGAUCAGGUAGAAGCUCAAUUAGAGAGCUCAACUAAGCAGCUUGAUCAACUCAAAAAAGAGGUUUCUCAAAUGGAAGAGGGAUUGGAAGAGAAAAGGGUCCAUGUUAAGGAAUUGCAAAAGCAAUCUAAGAAACUGGAGGAUGCACUGAUCAAUGCAAAGAAAAACACUUCAUAUCGUCAGAUGCAGUUGAUAAAGCUUCAUAAAUGUUUUCUGCAAGUGAAAGAUUACACAGAAAGACUUAAAUAUAGUGAAAAGGAACUUCAGGCUCUAAUUGAUACAGUACUGUUAGAGAUUGAUGGUGAUGGCGUUGGAUUAAAGGAUGGACAACUAACAAAUGGAAGUCUUGAUGCUAGAUAGUAAUUCUAUAUUUGGAAAUUUCAGAUUGUGUCACUGAUGCUUAAAAUGGGUUUAGCACACAUAAUACCUUGUCUGAUAUGAAGAAAAAAUGGCUGGAUAAGUCAAUGAAUCUCUUUUAUUUUUCUUUUUCUGAUUCAACAACUCUAGCUUUUACUAAAUAGCAUCAAUAGAGUUUUGCUUAUACUGUUUAGUUGGUGGUUAACUUGGUCAUAAUUAUGGAUUCACCUGUUAUAAAUUCACAAGAUAAACAAAUUGCAUGUGGUGUACCUUUUGGACUUUUGUAUUAGGUCAGAGAAUUCAGUGUUAUCUUUUGUUCAUUGUCAUCUCUAUUUAA